Neogale vison (American mink) is the source of this 2915-nucleotide messenger RNA. RefSeq names its product exocyst complex component 1 (gene EXOC1). Gene Ontology annotation, molecular function: phosphatidylinositol-4,5-bisphosphate binding. The transcript is spliced from 20 exons. Lineage: Eukaryota; Metazoa; Chordata; Mammalia; Carnivora; Mustelidae. Gene Ontology annotation, biological process: Golgi to plasma membrane transport; exocytosis. The record is from RefSeq and is a predicted model, not a curated record. The coding region runs from base 139 to 2844 and encodes 901 amino acids. Gene Ontology annotation, cellular component: exocyst; plasma membrane.
AAUGGGAAGUGGUGGCGGAACGGCUCAGGUGACGGGUUCAGGCUAGUAGCGGUGGCCGUUGCGUCCCUGUCCGGUCUCUCUCUUGGAGGACCCGCCUUGGCACGGGCCGGGCUCGGUCGGGCGUUGCGCUGAUUAAAAAUGACAGCAAUCAAGCAUGCGUUACAGAGAGACAUUUUUACACCAAAUGAUGAACGCCUGCUGAGUAUUGUCAAUGUCUGCAAAGCAGGAAAAAAGAAAAAGAACUGCUUUUUGUGUGCCACAGUGACAACUGAACGCCCUGUGCAGGUGAAGAUGGUCAAAGUCAAGAAAUCUGAUAAAGGAGAUUUCUACAAAAGGCAGAUUGCUUGGGCCCUUCGAGACCUUGCUGUGGUAGAUGCCAAGGAUGCUAUUAAAGAAAAUCCUGAAUUUGAUUUACAUUUUGAAAAAAUAUAUAAGUGGGUUGCCAGCAGCACUGCUGAAAAGAAUGCAUUUAUUUCAUGCAUUUGGAAAUUGAAUCAGCGAUAUCUCCGGAAGAAAAUCGAUUUUGUCAAUGUUAGCUCACAGCUCUUGGAAGAACUGCCUAAAGUUACAGAAGAGUCUGUUCCAAGUGGAGAAAAUCAGAGUGUGACAGGAGGUGAUGAAGAGGUAGUAGAUGUAUACCAAGAGUUAAAUGCAAGAGAAGAGCAGGAUAUUGAAAUAAUGAUGGAAGGCUGUGAAUGUGCAAUCUCUAAUGCUGAGGCCUUUGCAGAAAGGUUGUCCAGAGAGCUGCAGGUGCUGGAUGGGGCCAACAUCCAAUCAAUCAUGGCCUCUGAAAAGCAAGUGAACAUACUGAUGAAGUUGUUGGAUGAGGCUCUAAAGGAGGUAGAUCAGAUUGAGUUGAAACUGAGCAGCUACGAGGAAAUGCUCCAAAGUGUGAAAGAACAAAUGGAUCAGAUCUCAGAAAGCAACCACCUAAUUCAUCUGAGUAACACUAAUAAUGUAAAGCUCCUGUCUGAAAUAGAGUUUCUUGUGAACCACAUGGACUUGGCCAAAGGUCAUAUAAAGGCCCUUCAAGAAGGAGAUCUCUCCUCUUCUAGAGGCAUUGAGGCCUGCACCAAUGCUGCUGAUGCCCUUUUGCAGUGCAUGAAUGUAGCUCUUCGUCCAGGUCAUGACAUGCUCCAGGCAGUCAAACAGCAGCAGCAGCGUUUCAGUGAUUUGCGCGAGCAGUUUGCCCGGAGACUGGCCAGCCACCUCAACAAUGUUUUUGUUCAACAGGGUCACGAUCAGAGUUCAACUCUUGCUCAGCACUCUGUGGAACUGGCUUUGCCCAACCAUCAUCCGUUUCACAGAGACUUGCUUCGCUACGCCAAGCUGAUGGAGUGGCUAAAGAAUACAGAUUAUGGAAAAUAUGAGGGACUAACAAAGAAUUACAUGGAUUAUUUAUCACGACUAUAUGAGAGAGAAAUUAAAGAUUUCUUUGAAGUUGCAAAGAUCAAAAUGACUGGCACAACUAAAGAAAGCAAGAAGUUUGCUACACUGCCUCGAAAAGAAAGUGCUGUCAAACAGGAAACAGAGAGUCUUCAUGGAAGUUCUGGGAAAUUAACUGGAUCUACUUCUAGUCUAAAUAAACUCAGCGUUCAGAGUUCAGGGAAUCGCAGAUCUCAGUCAUCUUCUUUGUUGGAUAUGGGAAACAUGUCUGCCUCUGAUCUCGAUGUUGCCGACAGGACCAAAUUUGAUAAGAUCUUUGAACAGGUACUAAGUGAACUAGAGCCCUUGUGUCUGGCAGAACAGGACUUCAUAAGUAAAUUUUUCAAACUACAGCAACAUCAAAGUAUGCCUGGAACUAUGACUGAAGCAGAGGACCUAGAUGGAGGAACAUUAUCCCGGCAACAUAAUGCUGGUGUGCCACCGCCUGUCUCAUCUGAGAAAGAUAUGAUCCGUCAGAUGAUGAUUAAAAUAUUUCGCUGCAUUGAGCCAGAACUGAACAACCUGAUUGCAUUAGGAGACAAAAUUGAUAGCUUUAACUCCCUCUACAUGCUUGUCAAAAUGAGCCAUCACGUGUGGACCGCACAGAAUGUGGACCCUGCUUCCUUUCUGAGUACUACAUUGGGAAAUGUUUUGGUGACUGUCAAAAGGAACUUUGACAAAUGCAUUAGUAACCAAAUAAGGCAAAUGGAAGAAGUAAAAAUUUCAAAGAAGAGUAAAGUAGGAAUUCUUCCAUUUGUUGCUGAAUUUGAAGAAUUUGCUGGACUUGCAGAAUCGAUCUUUAAAAAUGCUGAGCGUCGUGGAGAUCUAGAUAAAGCAUACACUAAACUUAUCAGAGGAGUAUUUGUUAAUGUGGAGAAAGUAGCAAAUGAAAGCCAGAAGACCCCCAGAGAUGUAGUUAUGAUGGAAAAUUUUCACCAUAUUUUUGCAACACUUUCUCGUUUGAAAAUCUCGUGUCUAGAAGCUGAAAAAAAAGAAGCCAAACAAAAAUACACAGAUCACCUUCAGUCUUAUGUCAUUUACUCUUUAGGACAACCUCUUGAAAAACUAAAUCAUUUCUUUGAAGGCGUUGAAGCUCGAGUGGCACAAGGUAUAAGAGAGGAGGAAGUAAGCUAUCAACUUGCAUUUAACAAACAAGAACUUCGUAAAGUCAUUAAAGAGUAUCCUGGAAAGGAAGUGAAAAAAGGUCUAGAUAACCUCUACAAGAAGGUUGAUAAACAUUUAUGUGAAGAGGAAAACUUACUUCAGGUGGUGUGGCACUCUAUGCAAGAUGAAUUUAUACGCCAAUACAAGCACUUUGAAGGUUUGAUAGCUCGCUGUUAUCCUGGAUCUGGUGUUACAAUGGAAUUCACUAUUCAGGAUAUUUUAGAUUACUGUUCCAGCAUUGCACAGUCCCACUAAAAAAAAAGAGAUAAAUGAAAGGAGUGUCUACUAUUUUGUGUGUGUGUAUAUAUACAUAUGUAUAUGUGUGU